Molecule: messenger RNA, 1353 nt
Organism: Pundamilia nyererei
Lineage: Eukaryota; Metazoa; Chordata; Actinopteri; Cichliformes; Cichlidae
Product: protein lifeguard 1
Exons: 7
Coding region: 407-1336 (309 amino acids)
Biological process (GO): negative regulation of apoptotic signaling pathway
Cellular component (GO): endoplasmic reticulum; membrane; Golgi apparatus
Source: RefSeq, a predicted model, not a curated record
CAUAUUGUCACAAACUGCAGUUUAGGUAGACUGUGAGAAAAAGGAUAUGGCAGGAUGACGGCAACAAAUGGCAAACCUUUAUUCAGGUUGCAAGCAGUCCAGGAAACAAGUCCAAAAAUAGGGGCAAACAGAAGCCAAAUCAAUGCAGAGAGAAGGCACACAACUGAGCAACUAAUGAAUGAUGCAGCCACUAUGUCAAAAUCUAAGGGAAAGGAGAGGACUAUUUAUACAUAUAAGCACUCAAUUCUGGAAGUUCAGACUGAGGAGGACCCUGGGAAGUCCUUGGACACUUUAAUGGCCAAUGAUCUGUUAAGAAACAAAGGAGUUUUUAAACCCUGUCAGUCAUCAGAAGGUUUCGCCACUUUAAAGUGGAAGGAAGUGAAACUCGAUAUCACUUUUUACCAGAAUGUCAGCAGACUCCAUCACUUCCAAGGAGACACAGCACGAUCCCGGCUCUGAUGUCCCCUCAGCAUCGAUGCAUUCCUACCAAGAAGAGCAGCCUCCAGCCUACUCUGAAGCCCCACCAGUGUACAAACCACCUCAAAUCUCUCGUUAUGAGUCUUUCCAUGACAUAAACCCACAGAUAUCAUCAGAAACGACUCCGCUGGUGUCCUCAUCUUCCUUUGAUGACGAGAUAGUGAGGAAAGGGUUUAUUAGAAAGGUUUUUAGCAUCGUGACGCUCCAGCUGCUGUUCACCUUCACUGUAGUGUGCGUGUUCACCUUCUCCAGCGUGGUCAAAGAGGCAGUGCAAUCAAACAUUUGGGUCUAUCUCAGUUCCUUCAUCGUCUUUGUUGUGGUCGCCAUCGCCCUCAGUUGCUGCAAGUCCUUCAGCCAGCAUCAUCCGUGGAACAUUGUGGCACUGUUUGUUGUCACCGUGAGCAUGUCAUACAUGACGGGGACCAUCGCCUCCUUUCACAACACCACUGCUGUGAUCCUGGCUAUGGGAGUAACGCUGGCCAUUUCUAUCUCAAUCAUCGCUUUUUCAGCGCAGACUCGCUAUGAUUUUACUUAUUGCAACAGUGCUUUGUUGAUUCUGGUCGUGGAUGUCGCCAUGUUUGGGAUAUUUUGCACAUUCUACUACAGCUACAUUGCUGAAGUUAUCUAUGGAUGUCUGGGAGCUCUGUUGUUUUCAUUGGUGAGAGAAGGAACAAGAUCCAUACCUGGUGAUCGACUGUCAGCUGGUGAUGGGGAGGAUGGCCUACAGUGCAGAUCCAGAAGAUUACAUCAACGCUGCUCUCAGAAUCUACCUAGAUGUAGUCCUAAUUUUCCUCUACAUCCUGGGGAGGAGGUGAAACUGCAUAUACAAAACAAACGGACACUUCAGACUGUGGAUUAAAAUGUCCUCUAUCAUUA